GUGAGACGUCCUGUUUCACGGGGGUCUGCACGUUCGCGAGCGUAUCGUCAAUUUUACGAACUAACUGUGAAUGUGCGAAAGUGGUUCGAGCGUUAAAAAAAUUGGAUUGAUGUGGAUGUCCUAAAGUGUUAAACAACUUUUUAAAACAAAGUUAAAAAAAAAUGUUUAAAGUAGAUUAUUUCCACAAGAUGUAAGAAAAUCUCAAUACUUUCUGUAUUUAGUUCGUAAUGGAAUCAAAUUGCUUAUCCAAAACUUAAAACUUACAAAACUAUGUAGCAUGAAUUAGUUAUAAACAGAGUGUGGACAAAAAUAUUGAACUAUCACGCGUGUGCGAGUGUCAAUGAAAUGUGAUGGUGGUGGUAUACACAGUAUGAGCACGUGGAUGGCGCUCUUCGGGCUUGUGUGGCUGCUGCGUGUACGCGGAUCCCUAUGCGGGUGCACAGCAUGCAAGCGUGCUCGGCAGGAUACGCAAGACCAACACAGAGCACGCACAAGCACGUCCUGUCCCGACGAGCAAGUGAAAACCGAGCGCACGCCCAGUCCGCAGGAGCGCGCAGCGUUUGACGUCAUCACUCUACAACAAUACACGCGUGAUGCCACAGUCCAAACUGACUUUGAUGAUGAAGAGAUUGAGGAUUUGGACAAGAUAGAGCUGCAAAUCACGGAGGAAUCGCACGUGAGCAACUAUGACAGCGGGCGAGAACAAAAUAUGAUGCACAGUCCGGAGAGUGGGCAGGUCACAGCGAGCUUUCAGUAUCUAAUGCAUCACAGCACUUCAAAUCCAGAUGACGUUUGGGAAACAACAGAUGUUACUUUAGAAAGAGGAGCAAGCGGCCUUGGACUGAGCAUAGCGGGAAGCGAAAGCGGCGGUGACGUCAGCAUAACCAGGAUAGCGCCUAACGGGGCUGCGAAAAACGAUGGUCGUUUACAAACUGGAGAUAUUUUGCUUCAGGUCAACGACAUCUCCGUGGAAGGUGCCCCACAUUCUGUCGCCGUAGAUGCAUUGCAAAAGGCUGGAAAUAUGGUUAGAUUAAGAGUAAGAAGAGCUCGAAGACCAAUGGUUGUGACGCUCUGUCGAGGGGUGCGUGGACUAGGUUUAGGGAUUGCCGGCGGUGCAGACGACGCAGCUGGUGGAGACGGCAUCUUUAUAUCGCACAUUGCGGCGGGCGGCGCCGCCCAUCACGACGGCAGACUGAAGCUGGGCGAUAAAAUACUAGCCGUAAGCGAUGAACAUGGCGUAGAAACAUCUCUAAUAGGUGUAACCCACGCCACAGCGGUCUCUGCGCUGCGAAGUACAGGAGACCACGUAACACUUGUAGUUCUACCAGCUGCGGGUUCGAUUCCGCCGGUCGCACGAACCGCGCCGCUUUAUACCACGAGAACGCAAGCGACGUCAUGUUCCACACUGCAUGAUCUUGCGGAGGAGGAGCCGAGUAAAAUACCCAGAUGUGUACGGAUGGUGCGUCUGGUGCGUACGGGGUCGCGGCUAGGAAUGGACAUUGUAGGGGGAUUGGGAGGGGAGGCAGAUGGGACCAGUGGAGAGGAAGAUGACACUUGUGGUGUGUUCGUGUCCGGUGUGUCCGCUGAAGGGGCGGCGUACGGGUUGCUCCAUAGAGGCGAUCGAAUAUUGAGUGUUGAUGGCAGAGACCUCACUCGAGCGACACAUGAGCAAGCGGCAGCUGCUUUAAAGCAGUACUCGGGCAACUCUGUCACCGUCGCCGCCCAAUACCAGCCCGAGCAAUACGAGCGGCUGCGCGCGCGCAUCCGAGCGAUCAAUGCGGCGGCGGCCAUGUCACCACACACAAGCACACGCAUCGCCAUAAACAUACCCGUUCGUCCUGAUGUUCAUACAAUUUAUCCAAGAUAGCAGUGAUCCAGCUGUGAAAUAGAAUGUAAUAAAAUUUUAUAAGCGUAGUUAGUGGACAUACAAUGUGGAUUUUACAAAUUAAAUAAUAACGGUAUCUAUUUUACACUAUUUGUUAAAAUAACAAUACGUUUCAUGGUACACUGUAAAGUUUUACUGAUUAAAUAAAUUAUGUUUUCGUUGCAAUAAGAUUUUAAUGUUACCAACAUUAAUUAUAAAUUAUGUUUGUAUAAUUACUUUAUAUCAUUACUAUUAUUAAAGAAUGUAUGUAAGCCUGUAUCAGAAUGCUUGUCCUAUAUAAAAUAGUUUUGAUUCAAUUCAUGAUUCACAACACAAAACUGUUUAGCGAUGAGUGGGUCAACGAAGUUUGUAUUAAAAGUUCUAUAUUUAUACACUUACUAUUUAUAUAAUGCCUUCUUACCUAUACGAAAACAUAGUAAGUACUAUUAAAAAACAAAAAUCCCCAAUUUUCUCGAAAAUACAUAAACUUAAUUACUAUGCGAGAACUUCGCACUUUCUUAAAGUAUAAUAUUGAGCCAAAUGUGUAAUUGUGUUAGUUUUCGAUUCGUACUACAACUUAACUAUCAAUUUUUUUGUGCACUUGAAAACUUGGACAAAAAACCUUUCUUAUGAAAUCAUAUCACUGCACAUGUAGACAUUUUCCAUGCCUAAAAGCGAGUUUACAACAAUAAAAUAUGAGAAUCAAUAUUAUUUUCAUCCCUCAGGGUGCCUAGUACAGUGGUAAUUAUCGAGCAAGGGGCGUGACCGUAAUUUUUUUUAUUAAAACGAAUUCAAUGUCCUUGAAUUAUACGAAUAUGAUCCUCUAUUUGCCACAUUGGCAAUAGGUAAUCGUAGAGAUAAAAAAAAGAGUUAGGCGGCGGCCAAUCUUUGUCCUGCUUCCUCCCUUGCCAUUAGUUCUUCUUAUUUCACGGACUAGAUAUGCUUAGAAUUACUCAAGAAACAUCCGUGGUGAGGGUCAAAGAUUAAUCAAAAAAAAAAUAGGGUUUUCCAAAAAAUCCUCUACACUAGUAGAGGAUGUUACCUAACCUGUAGUACCUAAGUAUAAAAAACUUAGGUGCAUGUGCAAGCUUAUGUAUUAUACAAUAGAUCUAUUAAUUCCACCGCUUUAAAUAGACUCGCUUUUCAUCUAGCAUUUCUGUAACUGAGAGCAAUUUUGCAUUGUGUGUCCGACAUAGGCGUAGAGUGUUCAUUAAAAUAUGGCAGGAGAAAUAACGAACUCUCAACUGUGGUGGGAAAGGAAUAUUAUUGACGUUGGCUGACUAAGGGCAAAAACACAACAUGAAAUAAAUUUUAUACUCAGGAUAAAGUCGUAAGUUACUUUCAGAUAAUCAAACUUUUAUUACACCUAAUACUUAACCUAAGAAUAAUGAAGUUAUUUAUAGAGUAUAAUUCUAUUCCGCCGAUUUUGAAGGAAAAAUGGGCUUAUUCCUUGGAUAAAAUCAAAAUGACCUGAAAUUCGUAACCAUGGUAACGGUAGACAAGUAACAAGAUAAUUAAUAAUGACAUAGACAU
Messenger RNA from Maniola jurtina (meadow brown), 3397 nucleotides. Its product is annotated as disks large homolog 2-like. The record is from RefSeq and is a predicted model, not a curated record. The transcript is spliced from 11 exons. Bases 341 to 1867 code for a protein of 508 amino acids. Gene Ontology annotation, molecular function: protein binding. Gene Ontology annotation, cellular component: neuromuscular junction; neuron projection; postsynaptic density membrane. Gene Ontology annotation, biological process: chemical synaptic transmission. Lineage: Eukaryota; Metazoa; Arthropoda; Insecta; Lepidoptera; Nymphalidae.